Molecule: messenger RNA, 3393 nt
Organism: Zonotrichia leucophrys gambelii
Lineage: Eukaryota; Metazoa; Chordata; Aves; Passeriformes; Passerellidae
Gene: CNOT7
Product: CCR4-NOT transcription complex subunit 7
Exons: 7
Coding region: 210-1067 (285 amino acids)
Cellular component (GO): CCR4-NOT core complex; P-body; CCR4-NOT complex
Molecular function (GO): nucleic acid binding; poly(A)-specific ribonuclease activity
Source: RefSeq, a predicted model, not a curated record
CGAUGACGUAAUGGCUUUGUGCGCGCGGCGGCGGCGCCGGGGGCAGCAGCGCUUCCUGCGGCUCGCGGGGGCCGCGCGGGGCCUCCCAGACCCGGCGCGGCCCGGCCGGAGCGCGAGGGGCUAAAAAAAUAAACAGUUGAAGUCCUCUUUAUGAAACCAAUCUUCGGUCAAGUGUAACAUUUGAUGUAUGGUCUCUAAAGCCCCCCACUAUGCCAGCAGCUACCGUAGAUCAUAGCCAAAGAAUCUGUGAAGUUUGGGCUUGUAACUUGGAUGAAGAGAUGAAGAAAAUUCGUCAAGUUAUACGGAAGUAUAACUAUGUAGCUAUGGACACAGAAUUUCCAGGAGUAGUUGCAAGGCCUAUUGGAGAAUUCAGAAGCAACGCAGACUAUCAGUACCAACUCUUACGCUGCAAUGUCGACUUGCUAAAAAUAAUUCAACUAGGACUGACGUUUAUGAAUGAGCAAGGAGAAUACCCUCCAGGAACUUCAACUUGGCAAUUUAAUUUUAAAUUUAACUUAACAGAAGAUAUGUAUGCUCAGGACUCUAUCGAACUGUUGACAACAUCUGGUAUCCAGUUUAAAAAGCACGAAGAAGAAGGAAUUGAGACACAGUACUUUGCAGAACUGCUCAUGACAUCAGGAGUUGUAUUGUGUGAAGGAGUCAAGUGGCUUUCCUUUCAUAGUGGAUAUGACUUUGGCUAUCUAAUCAAGAUCCUGACAAACUCCAAUUUACCUGAGGAAGAGCUGGACUUCUUUGAGAUACUGCGAUUGUUUUUCCCUGUCAUCUAUGAUGUAAAAUACCUUAUGAAGAGUUGCAAAAAUCUGAAGGGUGGGUUACAAGAAGUGGCUGAGCAGUUAGAGCUGGAAAGGAUAGGACCACAGCAUCAGGCAGGAUCCGAUUCUUUACUCACAGGAAUGGCCUUUUUCAAAAUGAGAGAAAUGUUCUUUGAAGAUCACAUUGACGAUGCCAAAUAUUGUGGCCACUUAUAUGGUCUUGGUUCGGGGUCAUCUUAUGUACAGAAUGGCACAGGAAACGCUUAUGAAGAAGAAGCCAACAAACAGUCAUGACAUGAAAUGAAAGGCCGUCUUUUUGACCUCCACAUGCUUGUAUAUAGGUUUUAUCUCUGGUUGAACCCCUUGGACAAUUAAGGCUUUUUUCCCCCCUUUCUCAGCACACUUUCUUUUCUGCCUUUCUAUGUACUAAACUUGACUGUUCCUAUCACAGAUUUUGAUCUUAAUAUUGAUACGUAAAAUUUUCUGGGUUACAUUUUGGCCUCUUAACAAGCCCAUUUGUAAAGAAGCAUGUAUAGGAUCAGUGUGGCAGAGAGAAGGGGAAAGUUGAAUCAUAAUGAAUAUUCUGGUAAACUUGCCUACAUUGUUCUUCCAGUUUUUUGUCUUUCCCCUCCCUUCUCUAAAUUAAUUGGCUCUGAUUAUAACUAACUUCCCCCCUCAUGUCUGUUCUUUCCAGUAUGCAGGCGUUUUAGCUAUUCAAGAUUGUGGACCAUCAGAUUUGCACUUUAGAGAGCGACUCUGACUCAGAUCCUCUGUUUUAUUUGAAGUUUGUUUUGGUUUUUUCUUUUGCCCUCAGCUAGAAAACAAUCAUCUGCCAAGUUCAGCAGCUUCAAGCUGUAUUUUCUUGGUAUCUCAGCCCACACAACGGGACUUAUUUGCUGCAUAAUCUCUGUUUGUUCAAGCAAAACAAACUACUGAAAUCAUAGUAAUUGCUCUUACUUUACUAGUGUUUGGUCAUCUUCCAACACAUACUGCACAUGUCAACUGCUGGUUGGCCUGCUGCUUUAAAACUGCUCUGUGAUGGGGGAAAGAGGCUUGAAAAAACAGCUUUACACCCUUCAGGAGAAGAACAGCUAUGACUUUAGCCUUUUUGCCAUUAAGCUGAGAGUUGAAGGAUAAUGGAAAAGUAGGAGUCUUGUAAUGGCACAUUUCCCUUGAUUAACCUCGUGGCUUUUAUCCUAGUAAUGUACACCUCAGAUAUUUUUUAUGAAGUCAUAUUUAUUAUGUACUUGAUUUCAUGAUUUUUGUAAGUCAGUUUAGUUGAAGACGAACCCCAAAGAUCUGAAAAAUACUAUUUAAUUGAAUUAUUGAAUUAGAAGGACAAUUAAAUCAUGCCUUUUUGUAGUUGUUACAAAGACAGAUGUUAAAGAUAUUUGUUGUAAGACAACAAAAUAUAAAUAACUUCCAGCUAAUAAAGUUACCUGAGGAGUGUAAUGCUAGUUUAUUUUUGAGUAUACCUUACAAUAUAUUUUAGAUAUAUUGUUUCCAAGGACCCUAAAGUAUGUUCUUAACUCUGCAUAGCAUGUGUACAGAGCAGUUGUGCAGGAAGGAUUUUUGGUAUUGAAUAGCUAACUAGUAGCCUGGAAUGACGGAAUGCGUGACAUUGUGUGUCUGCGUGUGCGCGCGUACGUGUGCCUGACACGGAAAUCAAUGGCAGAAAAAUCUCCACAUGUUCGCCAAUUACUCUGUUUUAUCUUGUACUGAAAAGCAAAAAAUCAAACUCCUUUUUCUCAUUGAAUUAUGAUGAUGUAACUGGGCGGUCCUUUUUAAACAAGUAAUUUGCAUAACAGAGGGUAUUUGUUUUUAAAGCUUUUGUAAAUAAAGGCCUAAGAAAUGUUUUCUUACAUAACAACAGACUGGUGGUUUUGUUGCAAAAUUUUUCCUGCAAUGUGAUUAUUUGAUCAGUUCGGCUGUGUUUUGUUAGGCAUGAUAGUUCUUUUCUACAUGCUGACAUAGAGGAAUCUAGCUCACUGCUCCCUGACUGAUUUCACAUUCAGAGCAGAAUUGUGUUCAUGGGUUUCCAGUAAUUUAAUUCCUACUGUCCUGAGUUGGAAGAGGGGUGAUUGCAGGUUACUUCUGAGGCAUCCUAAUCCCGUUAGUGCUUUUAUACCAUUAUGCAUUAGAUGAUGGUGACUUGUUUUAACAUCAGUUGUCUUUGACUUUAAGAUUGUGAUAGUGAAAGCAGGAUGAAUUCUUACUGUGGCCUCCAGGGUUUGCAUAGACGUGGCAUGAAGAGCCCCUGAAGUUUGAUGCAUUUGCUUUAAAGUAGUAGCUUUGCCUAAAGCAUAUGGAUACAGCUAUCUGGUUAACUUCAGCAGAAUGACUCUUCGAAGGACUUUAAUGGGUUUUUGUUUUGAAGUUGGUUUUCAAUCGAGGAUCAAAGGAAGUUUUUAGAGCCUUCUGAAUGUGUGCCUCCAGUGAAAGUUCUAGUGCCGAUGGGGAUUUGCUUUUGAAGUGACUGCUGAGCAUCCCAUAUGCUGUGCUGUGCUUUUCUUUGCUUCCUGUCGCAGAAUCAGGGAAUGGUUUGGGUUGAAAGGAACCUUAAAAAUUAUCUAGUUCCAACCCCCCUGCCAUGGAGAGGGACACCUUCCACUAGACCAGU